UGAUGAAAAUAAAUUCAAAAAUUUAAAUAUCUAUUUUUUUUGCAUACUACGGUUGUUGGUUAAAAUGUCACAUUAAAAUGAUCCACGAGCACUACUACUUAUGUAGUUAUUUAUUAGCAGACACACGUCAGUAAACGGAUCGAUUCUUCACAUUCAAGAGAUCCGAUAUCCAGUCCCAGGCUCCGUGUGUUUGUCAGAGAAAAGUGAUGUGAAUAAAAUCUGUUGCCCUCUGACUUGAUGCUGCUUGUGCUCGUGUCAGUGUUUAAAUGUUGUAGGAGGAAUGAAUAAUAAUAAGUGAAUAUUUUCGUCCUCUCCGCAUUAUUCGUGAUUCAUGAGGUCGGUGUUUAUGUGGCGCGUAUGUCCGUUGUUCCAGUGCGCAUGCGCAAGCUCACCGGGACCCGCUGCAUCUUUAAGAAAACACGCGAACAUUUUUAGUAUGCGUGGUGAUCGUCAUGAGAGGACACGAAACACAGCCGUGAUCCGCUCCGGUUCGGAGGAUGUCCGGCGUCACAGCCGUGAAUAAAGUUAAGGUCAAGCGACAGAUUCGUGGCAUCGUGAAAGAUCUGGAGAACAUCUUAGGAGAUCUGAAGGAUGUAGCGAAGGAACUCAAAGAGGUGGUCCAUGAUAUCGACUGUCUGACAUCAGACCUUCAUCUGGAGGAGGAGACGAGGGACAGCUCAAAGACGGACACGCUCAACAGUAGUUCCAGCAGUAUGACCACCACCUCCAGCAUGGAGAGGAUCAAAGUUUACCCGGAGGAGAUGCUCCUCAGACCUUCAUCUGUGUCCUCUGCCAUUCUCACGGUUCUAAAGAGACCCAACCCGCCCCUGCCUCCGCCCUGCACCGCCCUGUCCAGAGGCGAGGAUCACGAAGACCCAUCCUCGGGGAUACUAAUGGCGGCAAAUGGGCCGCUGAUACGGAACGGCGCUUUCCCAGCCAUCACAUACAGCCGAGGCUCCUGUCACGGACCCAGAAUCGCAGGGCCGCCGGCGGCUCCGAGGCACGAGAAGAACCGCUGUCCUCAGACCACGAGGGAACGAGUCCGGUUCAGCGAGAAGGUCCAAUAUCACGGCUACUGUCCCGACUGUGACUUGCAGUGCGACGCGGACGACACGGAUUUGCACUUGCAUACAGAAGUGAUCGAUGUCAAACUGAGUCGGAGUCCUCAUCUGUGUACGCCACCGGCUCAGAUCCUGGCGGAGAACGGAAACCUCGCUUUCAGCCCGCUAACAGCCCGCGCCUCGCAAAAACCACACAAGACCAUCCUGCGCAAGUCCACCAGCACGACUGUCUGAUGUUUGUUGGAUCUGACCGAACGCUGUUUAGUUCUCUGCAGGUCCUUUUCAUUUGAGAGCUCCAUCCACUUCACCUGAAGAUGCUCAUGAGGUUUAAGAGGGAGGAUCAGGAGAAUCACAGAGGAGAACCGCUGCACCUCACAUGUCUGGAGAUGUUGAAUGGUCUUGUGAUGAGCAUCUUCAUCUCAUAAUGUGGUGUUCAGUGAGUCCAUAACAUCUAAGGCAGUGGAAAUCUCUUGGAAAAUCACAAAUCUCCACACGGAGAAACACAACAACAUUUCAUCUUAUAUUUGACUUAUUUGAGUUCUUCUAAGAUCAACAUUUAAAAGGAUUAAGUAACGUGAAGUCUGAGGGGUUGAAAGAGAUCUUAUAAUGUUGCUGCUAUCAACACAAACCAAACUUUACACAUACUGAUUUACAUCAAAACAUUUAUGAGAAGUAUAUAGUCUGAGAGAAAGUGUCAGAUGAUGUAUACAGUGCAAGAUGGUGUAUAUGAGAUGAUGUAUACAGUGUGACAUACAGUGUGAGAUGAUGUAUACAGUGUGAAAAGAGUGUGAGAUGAUGAAUACAGUGUGAGAUACAGUGUAACAUGAUCUAUACAGUGUGAGAUGCAGUGUGAGAUUAUGUAUACAGUAUGAGAUGACGUAUACAGUGUGAGAUACAGUGUGAUAUGAUGUAUGCAGUGUGACAAACAGUGUGAGAUGAUGUAUACAGUGUGACAAAGAGUGUGAGAUGAUGUAUACAGUGUGAGAUACAGUGUGACAUGAUGUAUACAGUGUGAGAUGACGUAUACAGUGUGACAAAGAGUGUGAGAUGAUGUAUACAGUGUGAGAUACAGUGUGACAUGAUGUAUACAGUGUGAAAAGAGUGUGAGAUGAUGAAUACAGUGUGAGAUACAGUGUAACAUGAUCUAUACAGUGUGAGAUGCAGUGUGAGAUGAUGUAUACAGUGUGAGAUGAUGUAUGCAGUGUGAGAUGACGUAUACAGUGUAAGAUACAGUGUAACAUGAUCUAUACAGU
Paramisgurnus dabryanus is the source of this 2314-nucleotide messenger RNA. The record is from RefSeq and is a predicted model, not a curated record. Lineage: Eukaryota; Metazoa; Chordata; Actinopteri; Cypriniformes; Cobitidae.